AUGGAUGCGGCUGUGGAGCACUUCCUCGGUAUCUGCAAGAUGAUCCUGUGGAUGUCGGCAAAAGAGGGCGACGAAGCGGGUGGUGGGGCUGACUCAGAGGCGUGUUGGAGAAAGGAAGAAGAAAAAGUAACAUCUGCGGGUGGGGGGCGUGUCGUGUGUUGUGGUUCCCGCUCCUUUGCUGUUGCCUCUACCGGACUGCACGGCGAUGACGGAUUUUGCCUCCCCGUGCGUUUGUACAAUAAUUGGUUCGCACGAAUGUUUACUGGGAGACGUGGGGCUGCGCGGAGUCGGGGCUGCACCGCAGUGACGCGCGCUGUGGGCGGUGCGGCCGCAACUUUUUUCAAGAGAGGCGGGGUGCGACGCAGCGCCACAAGAAUGGCGGGGUGCGUGGCGUAG
Molecule: messenger RNA, 396 nt
Organism: Trypanosoma rangeli
Lineage: Eukaryota; Euglenozoa; Kinetoplastea; Trypanosomatida; Trypanosomatidae
Exons: 1
Coding region: 1-396 (131 amino acids)
Source: RefSeq, a predicted model, not a curated record